Molecule: messenger RNA, 2229 nt
Organism: Ceratotherium simum simum (southern white rhinoceros)
Lineage: Eukaryota; Metazoa; Chordata; Mammalia; Perissodactyla; Rhinocerotidae
Gene: GHITM
Product: growth hormone inducible transmembrane protein
Cellular component (GO): mitochondrial inner membrane
Source: RefSeq, a predicted model, not a curated record
ACUGUUGCGGGGCGUGUGCGUCCGCGCUCCGGCGGCCCGGAAGGGGAACUGGGCGCUGGGGGUGUCCGGGGACUGAGCAUUUUAGAUCUGCUUGGUGAACCUGGGACACCACCAUGCUGGCCACAAGACUCGUGUGUCUUCGGACACUACCUUCUAGGGUUUUCCACCCAGCUUUCACCAAGGCCUCCCCUGUUGUGAAGAAUUCCAUCACAAAGAAUCAAUGGCUCUUAACACCCAGCAGGGAAUAUGCCACCAAGACAAGAAUUGGGGUCCGGCGUGGGAAAACUGGCCAAGAACUCAAGGAGGCGGCAUUGGAACCAUCUAUGGAAAAAAUAUUUAAAAUUGAUCAGAUGGGAAGAUGGUUUAUUGCUGGAGGGGCUGCUCUUGGUCUUGGAGCGCUGUGCUACUAUGGCUUGGGAAUGUCUAAUGAGAUUGGAGCCAUUGAAAAGGCUGUAAUUUGGCCACAGUAUGUGAAGGAUAGAAUUCAUUCUACCUAUAUGUACUUAGCAGGAAGUAUUGGUUUAACAGCUUUGUCUGCCCUGGCAGUGAGCAGAACUCCUGUUCUCAUGAACUUCAUGAUGAGAGGCUCUUGGGUGACAAUUGGUGCAACCUUUGCAGCCAUGAUUGGAGCUGGAAUGCUAGUACAGUCAAUACCAUAUGACCGGAGUCCAGGCCCAAAGCAUCUUGCUUGGUUACUACAUUCUGGGGUAAUGGGUGCAGUGGUGGCUCCUCUGACAAUAUUAGGGGGGCCUCUUCUCAUCAGAGCUGCAUGGUACACGGCGGGCAUCGUGGGAGGCCUCUCCACUGUGGCCAUGUGUGCCCCCAGUGAGAAGUUUCUGAACAUGGGAGCACCCCUGGGAGUGGGCCUGGGUCUCGUCUUCGUAUCCUCACUGGGAUCUAUGUUUCUUCCACCUACCACUGUGGCUGGUGCCACUCUGUACUCAGUGGCAGUUUAUGGUGGAUUAGUUCUUUUCAGCAUGUUCCUUCUGUAUGAUACCCAGAAAGUAAUCAAGCGUGCAGAAAUAGUACCAGCAUAUGGAGUUCAAAAAUAUGAUCCCAUCAAUUCGAUGCUGGGAAUCUACAUGGAUACAUUAAAUAUAUUUAUGCGAGUUGCCAGUUUUCUAGCAACUGGAGGCAACAGAAAGAAGUGAAAUGACUUGGCUUCUGAUUUCGUAAAAUGUCAGAUAUCUUGCUUGUUUAAUAGGGGCAGAUAUUCAUUAAACAGUGCGUUCCAGCAGCUUUCAUGACGUUUAGAGGUUAAGAACUUGUCAACAUGUUUCAAAUGUUCCAGUAAUGUGAUGCUUCAGGUCUGCUUUUUCUUCUGGAGAAUAAAUUCAGUAGUUCUCUUCCAAAUAAGCACAUACAUUUCCAAUUCUCAUGUUUUGAGUAAUUCUAAAAUGUUUUAAUGAAUGUGAAAACUAAGGUUUGUGUUGUGAGAAUGUAAGUGUUUUAUGUAUUAAAUUUAUUUGGUUAAGUGAAAAUCAGCAAACUUGUGUUUACCUGCAUAUUUAGGGGUAUGUGGAGUAUUAACGAGUAAUGUCAUAAAUGAUGUAGAGGUUUGGUAAAGGGACCAGAGAGAAGUAAAGGGUCACCUGCAGUCUUUCUUGGAAUGCUUAGAACUUAGCCCUUGUGUCAUUGGAGGUGAGCCAGUGAGAGGGAUCUGGCUGUUGGAAACAAACAAGUCAUUGCUGUUUUUACAUUUGUCUGCUGAACUUACCAAAGCCUUGAGCAUGAAACAAAGAUAUAGGUGAUUCAUUCUCCUGCUGUUCCUUCUCAGUGCUCUUCACAACGUAGAUGUGAUCGUGUUUGGGUUUUCGCUAUUUGAUGCUAGGACAGUCCAGAACGUUAUAUGGAGAAUUCCUGAUAUAUAAUAUAUAUUAUAUGUGUGUGUGUGUGUACAUUUUACUUUUGAAUCUUCUGGAACAAAAUAUCCUUAACUUUUCUCAGGAUAAAAAAUUCAAAGCAUGAAAAUUGUUGCAUUUUCAAGUAUUCAAACACUGUGUUUAUAAUUGCUGAGGGGUUUUUUUGCAUAUUUAUCAAAAUAUUUAACAGAAUGCAUGCUUGCCUUUGUCAUCUCUUCAGGCUUUGAAGCUUUUAUCAGAAAAGCCUGUUUGUGGCUUACACUUGAGAUUAUGAAAGCAGUUUUUCUCCUAAGACUUAGUUUCUCGUGUUCCCUCUCAGACUAAGCACUAAAAAGGAGAACAAAGCUAGUCUUUCUUCAUCAGCUAC